GCUGGCUACAAACAUACAAAUUAUCGAGUUUCUAACAAAGAUAAAGACGGCUCUGCGUCUCCGCGUAUUUGCCAACUGUAAUUCUAGCCCAGUAAAAGCGACUAGAAAGGUGAAAACCGCAGGAGUCGGACCGCCCCCACUGCCACCCACCGAGGACGCCAGCGGGACAGCCUUGCGGCCACAGCGAAGGCCGUGUGCGCAAGAGUGCGAGCGAGAGGGCAGCAGGCGACACAGGCAGAGGCGAGCGAAUCAUUUUCGCAAGUGUUGUGAUAGAAAAAAGUGAAGGAACUGCGAUAGUGAGUUCAAACAACCACGACCAAGAAUGUCUUCAACCCCAGCAGCGGGCAGUGUCGCCGAGGUGGCCACCUCCAGUGCCACCUCGAAUGCCCCGAGCACGCCCAGCACGACGACCAGCAACGUGAGCAAUCCCAGUCAGCCCUCGUCCGCCGGAACGCCGCAGGCACGUGGUGGCCGGGGCAGUAACGCCAACGGUGGAGCCUCUGGCAGCAAUGCAGCCGGAGGAGACGAGCCACGUAAGGACUCUAAGCCCACGCCCAGGAUUUCCAAAGCCCUGGGCACGUCGGCCAAGCGCAUCCAGAAAGAGCUGGCCGAGAUCACACUAGACCCACCGCCCAACUGCAGUGCCGGACCCAAGGGCGACAAUCUGUACGAGUGGGUCUCCACCAUCCUGGGACCACCCGGAUCCGUCUACGAGGGUGGCGUCUUCUUCCUCGACAUACACUUCUCGCCGGAGUACCCCUUCAAGCCGCCCAAAGUCACGUUCCGCACGCGCAUCUAUCACUGCAACAUCAACAGCCAGGGCGUCAUCUGCCUGGACAUACUCAAGGACAACUGGUCGCCGGCGCUGACCAUAUCAAAGGUCUUGCUGUCAAUUUGCUCCCUGCUCACAGACUGUAAUCCAGCCGAUCCGCUGGUGGGCAGCAUUGCCACGCAAUAUUUGCAGAAUCGAGAGGAGCACGAUCGAAUUGCGCGUCUUUGGACAAAACGGUACGCAACAUGAUGCGUAAGUUCCGGCAUCGUACAUGUACCACAAACCGAAAACUGCAACAACAGAAACGAAAAUUCGCAUCUUGCAACGGAGAAAGUCUAUUUUAUAAAUAUAUAUUAAAAUACGAUAACUAAUAAAGUAACAGUAAAAACUACCAUAACAUGUACACGAAACAUGAACAUGAACAGCAACCGCCAACAGCCAGUCGAUCCAAUUCAGCCUACAUAUAUUUAUAUCGAGCUAAUACAAAAGUUGUAAAAACAUUUGGAGAUUUCUUGAGUUGUAUUUUUCGGAAACUAGUUUUGUUUUUAGAUCGCUUAGCAACCGAAAACAUUGAAACGAGUCAAACGAGAGGAACACAUUCAAUAAAAAAUUGCAUGAUAAAUGGCACAUUGACAUAUUAAACUACAAACUAUUCAACUGCAUAAAUAAAUAUAAAUACAAUUAGUUUACAUUAUAUGUGUACAGUGUUAAGUGAAAAUGGAGCUAAACGAGUAAAGAGAAAAGCCUAUUUUAAUGCGUAAUAUAUUAAUGCAACCAAUGUCAGGGCAAAAACCUUCGUAAAAGAUGAUUUUCAUUAAAAAAAAAACUGGCCACAGCAAGGAAAAUUCUCAUCAACAAAAGACUAAAUAUGGAGUGGUAAACGAAAAACGAAAUAAAUCUAUGUAUACAAAACUUAAGACAACCUAUUCCAAAUUCCAAAACAAAAUUAAAUAAAUUUGUGUUAUUUAUA
Molecule: messenger RNA, 1742 nt
Organism: Drosophila suzukii
Lineage: Eukaryota; Metazoa; Arthropoda; Insecta; Diptera; Drosophilidae
Gene: Ubc2
Product: ubiquitin conjugating enzyme 2
Biological process (GO): protein polyubiquitination
Cellular component (GO): nucleus
Molecular function (GO): ubiquitin conjugating enzyme activity
Source: RefSeq, a predicted model, not a curated record